Messenger RNA from Pseudopipra pipra, 3459 nucleotides. It is a transcript of the gene HOXB6, whose product is annotated as homeobox B6. The coding region runs from base 1909 to 2577 and encodes 222 amino acids. The transcript has 2 exons. The record is from RefSeq and is a predicted model, not a curated record. Gene Ontology annotation, molecular function: DNA-binding transcription factor activity, RNA polymerase II-specific; RNA polymerase II cis-regulatory region sequence-specific DNA binding. Gene Ontology annotation, cellular component: nucleus. NCBI's taxonomy places the organism in Eukaryota, Metazoa, Chordata, Aves, Passeriformes, Pipridae. Gene Ontology annotation, biological process: anterior/posterior pattern specification; regulation of transcription by RNA polymerase II.
CACAAAGGGAAACUCUGCAAGAACAAAUAUAAAAGAUAUCAGUCAGAGAGGGGGGUGGAGGGUGGAAAACUACUUCCUUUGCAUGUUAUUUCCUUGAAUUAUAAGGAUUACGUUUCAGUCGAAAUGUUCAUUGCAGCCGUGGCAUGAAACAAUCUUGGCUUUGCUGCUGUAAACACGAUGUUUAAAAUAAAUUAGCUCGUAACAAGAUCCCGGUUUCGUAGAUACUUAAAGCUCGGUCAGAGAGAGCCGCGUUGGCAGCUCUGCAGCCCCCGUGGAAGAUGUGUAAUUCUAGAUUUGGAGCGCACACGGUCACAGAUCCGAGCAGUGGGGAAUGUGUGUUCUAAGGUGCGUCAUGUCAGACCCGACGGACAGACGGUCACAAAUUCGGACAGGAAACAAACCCUUGAGAAAACGCCAAGGAGCGGGGCACGGUCCUGGGGGGCAAUUUAGGUGGAUUUUUUUUUGGUUUGGUUUGGUUUUCCCGCGCGACGACUUUUGAUUUUCCCCCCGGAAAAUCUAAAGCAGGCGGCGAGCAGAGCUCCAGCUCCACCUCGGGCAAACGAGGAGCUGGAGGGGGGGAUGCGCAGGUAGAGCAAAGCCCAUCUCCGGCCGGCGAACCCGGCAAAACCCGGAGCAAAGUGGAGCUUUUCGGGUGGGUGGCCGGGAACCGCUCGACACUUUCGCUGUCGUCCUUUCCAGCCUUUGAACUUUGCAAAAAUCGGUGUUUUGUGGGGCGGACGGGCUCAGAAGGGGGGGAUGCGAACCCCGCGCACCUCCGAGGCACCGGCACGGCGCAGCUUUGCCCUCGGUAAAAAACCUCCAGCGACAUCUCGAUCGGCAACAAUCAAUAAACUCAGCUCUGGACCGCGAGCCAAGGCUCUUUUUUAGCCAUGAAAGGUCGGGGCAUAGAUUUGGUAUUAACAAAAAAACGCAAGAGGGCACAAUGCGGUGCCGGACACGGGAGGAGAGCGGGAUUUAGCAAAGGAUAAAGGAAAUACUUCGAUUUUCCAUUUAUCUUCCCAAUCCGGAGCUUUGGCGGAAACAAGAAAGGGGAAAGAUGCGAUGGAUGCAAAGGGAAGGUUGGGUUCAAUCGAGCGCAGCUUUCCUGAGCGGGGAGCGCUAAUCUAUGGUAAUUAGACAAGCACGAACCGAAAUAAGUUGUCAAAACCGAUUUCUUCCCAUACAGCAAACCUAACUCAACCGACCCGGCGGGAUCCCCUCCUCGCAAAGUUCGCACAAAAAACUUUUUAUUUCGUGUUUUCCUUCCCCCCCACCCCCCAUCUCCUGUUUUAUUUAACUCUGGCGAAGCACCCGGACGUUUUAGGACGAUCUGCGAACACGAGGGGCUGAAGUUUUCCGAAUGCAAAUAAUUAACCUCCCCCCACAUCCCCCCCUUGCAGCGGGUAUUUGUCCGGGUUCUAUCCGUGUAAAUAUAUAUAUAUAUAGGCGCGCACAUCGCCGGCCGCGCAGACGGGCGCUCGCACACCCCCGCACCGAGCUCCGGGGGAGGGAGGGAGGGAGGGAGGGGAAGAGGGGGGUGGAAAACACACGUUUAUUUAUUUAUGAAGCUCCGAGCGCGCCGGGAAUGUUUCUUUCGGCAGAUAUUAUAUAUUUGGUUAAGGGGGUGCAUUUCUGUUGUUUAAAAGGGAGGGAAAAGGGGGUGGAUGGUUUGUUCUUAGGGUCCCUGGUGCAAUCUCAGCUCCUCAUGGGUGCUAUUUUGCAACCUCAGGCGCCUGCUAUUGGUCAGCCCAUGAUCAGAUGGUUGUAUUUCCUUGUGUCCCUCGCUGGCACCACGCCAUCUCCCUUCAGCUAAAACCCAAUCUCCGAUAUACUACUAAUAGCUAAACCACUUGGACUAUAAAACACAACAAAUCAUAAAGCCGGGAAAGGACGGCGAGGCUCCUUCCAAUGAGUUCUUAUUUUGUCAACUCGACCUUCCCGGUGAGUCUGGCGGCGGGGCAGGAGCCCUUCCUGGGACAGAUCCCGCUCUAUCCCUCGGGCUAUGCGGAUCCUUUGAGGCACUACCCCAGCACCUAUGGAGCCACGGGCGUCCAGGAGAAGGGCUACACCUCCUCUCCUUACUACCAGCAGAGCAACGGAGCCUACAGCCGCGGCUCCGCCUGUGACUAUGGGGCCGGCGGCUUUUUCAGGGAGAAGGACCCUCCGUGCGCCCCCCCCAGCCUGGACGAGGUGCCCUUCGCCCCCGAGCCGCGCAAGUCGGACUGCGCGCAGAGCAAAACUGUGUUCGGAGAGAGCGAGGAGCAAAAGUGUUCCGCCCCGGUUUACCCCUGGAUGCAGCGGAUGAACUCUUGCAAUAGUUCUUCCUUCGGGCCCAGCGGCCGUCGAGGCCGCCAGACCUACACCCGCUACCAGACGCUGGAGCUGGAGAAGGAAUUCCACUUCAACCGCUACCUGACCCGGCGCCGGCGGAUCGAGAUCGCCCACUCCCUCUGCCUGACCGAGCGGCAGAUCAAAAUCUGGUUCCAGAACCGCCGCAUGAAGUGGAAAAAAGAGAACAAACUGCUCAACUCCUCGCAGCUCAGCGCGGAGGAGGAGGAGGAGAAAGCGGCGGAGUGAAAAGUAGUAUUUAAAAAAACGCACGCAAAAAAAAAACCAACAAAAAAAAAACAACAUAAAAAGAAGGAGAAAUUAGGGAGUGAGUGAGGGAGUGUGAGAGCCGAGAGGAUGAGGGGGGUGUGGGCUGGCUGCGGGGACAGGGAAAACCUGCACGUUGGUGGGACAAGCCCUCUGCAGCAGCGGCAACAGCCAGAAAGUUUGGGCCACCAAUGCCAUGGACUCGUAUUCCCAGUGAUCUGUCGUGUCCAGCAAAAAACAACAAAAGAAAUCAGGCUUCUAGUUGCGUUUGGAAUUCUUUUUUUUUUCCCCUUCCUAGACCUCCCUUCCCUCCCACUCCGCCCCCCUCCUCCCCCUCGAAAUGAAAUAAUAAUAAUAAUAAUUAAAAAGCGAAGAGAGAGCGAGAGAAGGAGGGAAAGAAAGGGGAAGAGAAAAGACACAAAAAAAAGAAAAAAAAAGAAAAAAAAAACAAGGACUCCUAGCCGUGUUUCUACCCUUGGUGUCACUGUUAGUAAUCUGCUAACUCUUGUAUUUAAUGGAAGUGCUGCAAUAUAUGUCAUUUGGGGUGUUUAUUGUCCUAAUUUUGUAAAAAUGUUUCAUGCACGGUUGACAUAGGUUUUUAUUUUUUUUCCUUUAUUUUUUUUCUCCUUUGGUAAAUUAAUCAAGCCCUGGGGUCUUUGUAAUUAGUUUUGGGGUGGUUUUUUUGCCUCUUUUUUUUUUUUUAAAAAAAAGGAAAAAUCUACUGAAAGAACGAGUACUACCUAAAAGGACGCAAAAGCAACAACAGAAAGUUCUAUUUUAUUAAUUUUUUGUACGUGUUGUGUUUGAAGUUUGUCUUAGGUAUGAACAUGGAAUUCUCUAAUAAAAGCGAAGUCUUCGAUCUCA